AUGGCUGCUGCUGUUGGCCUGAGCCCCGGCUCGGCAGACAUUUUCUCCCUGGUAGUUCGGAUGGGGAGAACGGCGAAAAUGCUACACGAUGUUCGAAAAGUGAUACCGGAGGGACUGGCUAGAGUGGGAGCUCAAGUUGAAGGUCUGCACCAAUUAAUAAGUCAGUUAAGUGAGAUACCAGGCUGCCACGAGAUCGCCUUUCGACUGUGUAGAGAUGAUUGUGACAAACUAUUGGAAAAGCUUAGCAAGUUGGAAAAGACCUUCUGCUCGGAGGCGAAGGGAGAUAUGCUGGAUAAGCUCGCAAAAGCUGCAUCAUUGAGGAAUUGGGAAAGGGAUCUGGCGUAUGUUGAGAAUGCGAUUAGGGAUGUUAAAUUAAGCCUGACAUUAGCCCUCUCGACCUGUGGUCUUCUUCCCGAGGCCAAUUCUCUGGCGGAUAGACAUGUCAGGAGAUUGCAUGAGGCAGCAGAAGACGGACUAGAAUCACGACCAAGAUUUGAAGUAGAAGCAAGGGUGGAUCACGGAGAAGACAAAGAAGCGACUGAAAAAGAAACUGCAUCUCAGAUUGUACAGACAUCGAACACAUCAUCAACAGACCGCUGGACCAUCCACCAUCGGAGAGACUCUCUUUUGCAACUUCCCGACUGCACAUCACGGAGAUGUUCAUGUGCUUGUCAUCGAACCCACGAGUUGUCUUCGCGAUUCUGGAGGCUGAAAUACACACCAGCCCUGCCUUUCUCUCGGCAGUGUGACCAGCCUGGGUGUACUGCCACAGAGUACAACACAACUCUGAGAUUAGCAUUGUCCCAGUUCGGUCUUGCCUGGGCUCUAAACCUUGGAAUGAGCGUGACAAAGUCUGCAAUAAAGCUCACAGUUUCUCCGAUCCUCGAAUUGGAGCAGACAGUCCCAUAUACUGCCCCUGGCUUCGAGAUCAUCGCCCGACUUCGGUACGAUGGAAUGAGCUACCAGCAAGCGCGACAAGCAUUUAUCCAUCUAUUCAAAACAGUACCAAACCUCAAGAAUCAUGUCGAUCCCAGCGGCAAGUCAUACAUUCAAGUACUCUUGGAGUCUGUUUGGUCAGCCAACGAUCAGCUGAACCUUCUAGAGCUGCUUAUGGGGGAAUUUGAAAUUACUCGCGGGAGGGACGAUGUUAGGUUUUUGACGCAAUGUGCGACCUGGAUCGGAGAAGGGCCGCAUAUGCCGCUGCUCAACGAACUCUUGGACUACGGCUUUGAUGUGAACAGACUCAGCUGUCCAAGUGUCCUGGACUGGCCUCAACCCUGCUCACCGAAUUGGAUAAGUGAGGAACUGACUAAUGACCCGUUUUUUAUCACUUACAUCUCCAUUUUAUGCGAGCAGAGCCAAGGUUUUGGUGGAAUGUCACCACUUCACGAAGCUGUCCUUUUUGGGACCGACGAGACUGUGCAAAAAUGGCUUUUGAAGUCAGAACACGAUCAGAAGAAUUUCCUUGGACAGACACCGCUUCAUUUCGCUGCUGCUCAAGGCCGACACCUCGACUCGUUGAUUGCAUAUGGCCACAACUUAGAUGCGGUCGACUAUCAUGGGAACACUCCGCUUAUGUACGCGACAGCAAUGAAUCAAACUGAAUCGGUGAUGAUAUUAAUUGACUCUGGCGCAAAUCCCGGCAUCCGCGAGAACAACUACCGCCGUCUGUUCAUAGACUAUGCUGCUUCUCGCGGCCAUUGGCGUUUACUGCUUGAUAUUAUUGACCAUAUCAGAGCAAUAGUAGGGCAAGAACUUACAAAUCCGUGGGCAGAGAAGGCAACCGUAACAUUUCAUCUCUCUUACUUGAAAAGUCGCGUCGAUGGAACUGUCUCACUUGGAGACUUUUUAUCUAGGUGCUCAAAUGCUGAUUUCACCUUUCUCAUGAGACCUGAUCAAGGCGGCACCCAAACUCUACUGCAUAAUUGCAAGUCCGUUGAGGACAUUGAAGAGCUGAUAUCUGCCGGAUUCAAAAACAUUGACCAAAGGAACAGCCUUGGCCAAACUGCACUCAUGUGUGCCAUUUCAGAACAGGUGUCUGCAGCGGUUGUAUUGAAACUCAUCCAAGCUGGUGCCGAUGUCAAUCUCAAGGAUGAGAAAGGCUGCGCCGUUCUACAAUAUGCGCUUCGAAACGUCAGCUUUUCCUUCCACUACCAUCCGAAUGAAGGCAUGGAAAUCUUAAGCAUCCUCCUGCGCCAGGGCGCUGAACUCUAUCCCAAGCAGAACUGCAGAUGUCCAUGUUCGCCUGAUGGGCUCGCGCCAGACAUUGAGCUUAACACAGAUAGCGACUUCACUCAUUUUUGGGGGCCACCCGAAGCUCCUAUCUGGUGGUUGGAAUGGAUCACGCAAAUAUAUGAAACUCGAGGUGAAGAUGAUGCCCGGACGACGCUCCUUGCAAUUAUCCGAAGGCUCAAACACAAGCAGCAGGACGUGAGCCAUGUUUGUUGUCCCAUGAGUUUGAAAAGGGGCUUCUUCUGGGACCAUCUAAAGAGUAUGGCGGAUGUGCUCCAGAUUAGUGAAGAGGAUAUCGAUGAUAUCUUAGAAGAGGAAUCGGAGUUUAUUGAGUCGUUGGAGGAGGAGAUCAGAUUGGUCUCUAAUUUCGACUACCACACUUUGAUGAACGAGCUCAUCUUAUGUUUAAAAACAGCAAUAGAUGGCGUGAAAAGGAAGCGCGACGCCCAAGCGAAGGCGGUACUGCGACCGAAGCUCGGGAGAGAGGGGUUCAAAAUAGACCGGAAGAACGACCGUUUUAUUCCGGCCCCCAUUGGAACUGUUUGGGCUCCCUAUGAAGGCCAUUCCUAUGGAACGAGUGAGCUUUCGGCAUAUGUCUCCUGGUUGGCACAUCAGGGGUUCUAUGGUGGACCAGCUGUGCUCGCAGAGCCGGCACAAGAGCAAUGGCUCUUUAGACGGAUUUCAUGGAUCCGUUUGCUUUUGAAUGCUUUCGAAAUAUCGCUUGAGGAUAUCUUUCAAAAGGUAAAUGAAGAAGACGAGCCCGGGGCAGGAUUGAAAGACAAGAGAGCAGGGAAGCAUCUCCGAUCUUUAUGGGCAAAGUAUCCAACAAAGUCGUGA
Molecule: messenger RNA, 3069 nt
Organism: Clonostachys byssicola
Lineage: Eukaryota; Fungi; Ascomycota; Sordariomycetes; Hypocreales; Bionectriaceae
Source: the annotation of a GenBank genome assembly